Molecule: messenger RNA, 1672 nt
Organism: Leptomonas pyrrhocoris
Lineage: Eukaryota; Euglenozoa; Kinetoplastea; Trypanosomatida; Trypanosomatidae
Product: putative mitochondrial carboxypeptidase
Exons: 1
Coding region: 155-1672 (505 amino acids)
Biological process (GO): proteolysis
Molecular function (GO): metallocarboxypeptidase activity
Source: RefSeq, a predicted model, not a curated record
AGAAAUCGCCCUCUUGUGAGUAAGCUAUCCCCGACGUUCCCCCACAUCCCCCAUCCACUACCACACGCAUUCAACGCAUCCCUCCUGUCGCUGACACCCUCGCACUGCGUCAGCCACGCAAACACACCCCACCCACCACACACCCGUUGACGCGAUGCAGGCCUACGAGAAGCUGAAGCAGCUGCACCAGAAGCUGUACAACCUGCAGCACCUGGCCGCACUGGCCGAAUGGGACAUGCAAACGAUGAUGCCGGUGAAGGGCGCGGAGGCGCGUGCGAACGCGCUGGCGGAGCUGCAGGCGGUGCUGCACCAGCUGAAGACGGCGCCGCACGUGGCGGUGCUGUUGGAGGAGGCGCUGGCGGUGCGCGACGAGCUGGACGAGGUGGACCGCGCGAACCUGCGCGAGAUGGCGCGGCUGCACGCGCUGGAAACGCAGCUGCCGGAGGACCUGCUGCUGCGCAAAACGCGCGUCGCAGCGCUGGCACAGCCGCUGUGGGUGCGGUGUCGCGCGGACAACGACGUGGCGACGUGGCUGCCGAUGCUGCAGCAGCUGGUGGAGCUGGGGCGUGAGGAGGGCCGCGUGCGUGCGGGGACGGCGGACCUGUCGCCGUACGACGCGCUGCUGCGCGCGAAUGAACCCGGGAUGACGGUGGCGAAGCUGGACGCGAUCUACGCGGACAUCAAGUCGUGGCUGCCGGCGCUGUACAAGGAGGUGCUCAAUAACUGCAAGGACGUGGACGCGAGCCUCGUGCCGCUGCAGACGCCGAUCGCGGAGGCGCAGCAGGUGGCGCUGGGCCGGCAGCUGAUGACGGAGGUGUGGAAAUACGACUGGGACGCGGGCCGCUACGACAAGGCGCCGCACCCGUUUGGCGGGAUGGUGAAGGAGGACGUGCGCAUGACGUACUACUGGACCCCGGAGAACUACACCAGGUGCAUGCUGGCGACGAUCCACGAGACGGGCCACGCCAAGUACGAACAGGGCUGCGGUCCGCGCGAGAUGCUGGGGCAGCCGGUGUGCAUGGCGCGCUCCGGCGGCAUCCACGAAACGCAGUCGCUGCUGGCGGAGCGCAUGAUCGGUAAGUCGGCCGCCUUCGCGGAGUACGUAACGCCGCUGCUGGAGCUCCACCUGGGUGCGCAGCCCGGGCUGACGGUGGAGAACGUGCGCAAGCUGAACCAGCUGGUCAAGCCGAGCUACAUCCGCACGCUUGCCGACGAGCUGGGCAACCCCCUGCACGUCAUCCUGCGCUACGAGAUCGAGCGCGACCUGAUCGACGGGCGGCUGGAGGCGGCCGACGUGCCGCGCGUGUGGAACGACAAGAUGAAGGAUUACAUCGGGCUGGAGACGCUGGGCCGCGACGACAUCGGCUGCCUGCAGGACAUCCACUGGGCCGGCUGCGGGUGGGCCUGCUUCCCCGCCUACUCCAUCGGUGCCAUUGGUGCGGCGCAGCUCAUGGCGACGAUCCGGCAGCAGCUGGGCGACGACGUGGUGACGCAGUGCAUCCGCACCGGCCACAUCGACCCCAUCCUGGCGAAGCAGAAGGAGCUGAUCUGGGACAAGGGCUGCCUGUACGAGACGGACGAGCUGCUGACGAAGGCCACAGGCGAGCCCCUCAACGCGCGUCAUCUGCGCGAGCACCUGGAGCGGCGCUACCUGCGCAACGAGGACUGCUGA